Castor canadensis (American beaver) is the source of this 1527-nucleotide messenger RNA. The record is from RefSeq and is a predicted model, not a curated record. NCBI's taxonomy places the organism in Eukaryota, Metazoa, Chordata, Mammalia, Rodentia, Castoridae.
GGGCAACCUGGACCAAUUGGAAUUCAAGGCCCAAUGGGUCCUGAAGGAGUUGCUGGUCCUGCCGGUUUACCAGGGUUGAAGGGAGAAAGGGGUUCCCCAGGGCCUCUAGGGCCAUAUGGACCAAAAGGAGAUAAGGGUCCCAUGGGAGUUCCUGGCUUUCUUGGUAUCAAUGGGAUUCCGGGCCACCCUGGACAGCCAGGACCCAGAGGUCCACCUGGCCUAGAUGGCUGUAAUGGAACUAAAGGAGCAAUUGGAUUUCCAGGCCCUAAUGGCUAUCCCGGGAUUCUUGGACCACCUGGCCUCCCUGGUCACAAAGGCUCAAAAGGUGAACCUGCUUCUUCUCAAGGUAGUCUCCCAGGAGUGGAGGGAGAUCCUGGACUUCCUGGACUAGAUGGAAUUGCUGGCCCACAAGGACCACCUGGAUCUUCUGGAGAUAUAGGACCCAUAGGAGUUCCAGGAUUACAAGGUCCUCCAGGCCCCCCUGGCUUCCCUGGUCCUGAUGGAAAUAUGGGGUUAGGUUUCCAAGGAGAAAAGGGAGUCAAGGGGGACGUUGGCCUUCCUGGCCCCGCAGGACCACCACCAUCUAGUGGGGAACUAGAAUUCAUGGGAUUCCCCAAAGGGAAGAAAGGAUCCAAGGGUGAACCAGGGCCUCCAGGUUUCCCAGGCACAACCGGCCCUCCAGGCUUCCCGGAAUUUGGAUUUGUUGGAGAAAAGGGAGAAAAGGGAAUCCUUGGUUUGCCAGGACCAAGGGGACCCAUUGGUUCAGAAGGAGUACAAGGCCCUCCAGGGAAACAGGGUGAAAAGGGUAGCAUUGGCUUGCCAGGCCCAGACAUUUUCACGGAUGCCGAUGGUGCUGUGAUCUCAGCUUUUUUCAUUGCAAUGCCAGGUUAUCCAGGAGAUACCGGUGUGCCAGGCCUCCCAGGCCUUAGAGGAGAUAAUGGCUUCCAGGGCCAGCCUGGGCCUUCUGGUAUUCCUGGCCUGCCAGCCUUGACAGGUAUACCAGGUGCUCCAGGGCCUCAGGGAUUUCCAGGCCUGAAGGGAGACCACGGGAACCCAGGCCGCACAACAGUCGGGUCAGCAGGCCUUCCUGGCAGAAUUGGUUUGCCAGGCUUACCAGGUCCAGCAGGUCCACCUGGUAAGUUAUUCAUUUCUGUCUUUGAUCUUGAAAUCCAGGCCCGGCAUUCGAGACUGGAACUCUGCAUGGUGUUGAGCCAGAGUUUCCUGGUCUUCCAGGAGAACAAGGGGACCCUGGAUUUUGUGCUUGUGAUGGUGGUGUUCCCAACAACGGACCACCUGGGAAACCAGGCUUGCCUGGGCCACAAGGUAUCAUUGGCCUUCCAGGCAUUAAAGGAACCAGAGGAGAUCCAGGCUCUGCCGGUGCACAAGGCCCAGCAGGGGCUCCAGGUUUAUUUGGGCCUCCUGGUCGUGUCGGCCCCAAAGGAAGGAAGGGUGAACCAACUGUCCAUAGAGGAUCAGGGAUGCCAGGAGAGAAGGGUGAUCCUGGCCCUGAGGGAUUCCCUGGUAUAA